Messenger RNA from Diprion similis, 8967 nucleotides. It is a transcript of the gene Piezo, whose product is annotated as piezo-type mechanosensitive ion channel component. The transcript is spliced from 39 exons. The coding region runs from base 153 to 7913 and encodes 2586 amino acids. Lineage: Eukaryota; Metazoa; Arthropoda; Insecta; Hymenoptera; Diprionidae. The record is from RefSeq and is a predicted model, not a curated record.
GCAACACCGCAGACGUGCGUAUGUGCGUGGGAAGUUUAGUUUUAACACAAAGCGUAGCUGUGGAAGUGUACGCGGUUGGAAAGUAACUGUGAACGUGCGGUUUUCGGCAGAUUUUUAACCUCGAAGAAGAGGAGGAUAGGCCGAGCAUAUGCAUGCUAGGCGAUGACGCUUUGAUCCCCGGCGAAGUGGAGUCAGCAGGGGUAGCAGCGACAGCAGAAGAGCAGUGGCAGGGAAAGGCUGCACCGCGCGACGCCGGGAAAAUCGACAUGGGAAAGUAUUGGCUGAACGUUGUCCUCCUUCGAGUCGUCCUUCCGGUCAUCCUCACCCUUUGUGCAGUAUGGAGGCCUACGGGAUUAUCGGUCAUCUACUUGGCCCUGAUGUUGUACCUGCCUAUGGUGCCGAUACCAUCCAGCAAAACGAUGAACGGACACACUGGUCGUUACUUAAUCGUCGCAAUGGGUCUGUGCUUCCUAACAGCCGUCAUACAAAUAACGUUUCAAUUCGUGCUGUUGGCCUUGCAACCCUAUGGGCACUUCCUGAAAGAUUGCGAAUUCUUAGAGACAAUCUUAAGACACUUCGGUCUUGUAAGAUUUAACAACGCUACAACGUGGAUGGUGUUUUACUGGCUCAGUCCAGAGCUCGUCUCCUUACCCUCCAUUGUCCUCCUGUAUGUCUUUUGUCGGAGGUUGACUCAUGAAAGACAACAAGGAGAUGAAGAUCGGUUCAGCACCAAAGAAUCCGCACCUCCGUCACAGAAGGUGAUUGAUUUCUUGGGUACUGUAGGUACCUAUGCGGUACUUUUUUCGUUGUGCUGUGUUGGCACUCUACAGCCGUCCGUGGAAGGAGGACUAUAUUUUCUUGUCUUCCUUGGAGCGGGAACAUUGUGGGCUUGUAACACGGAGCUGAGGCGAGGCUUUGCAAUAGUCUGCAGGCUUGUAAUGAUGCUUGCUCUUAUACAUGUGGUUGUAAUUCUGACGUACCAAACUCCAUGGCCUCAGGCGCAGCUUCCAGCAGAUAGCCCUUGGGCCCGUUAUCUUGGUCUUGUACCCGUCUAUACAAGUAAUUGCACCAAUUCAAGGGAAGUUGAUGUCGCAGCUGACGACUGGGUCAGCUUCACCGAACCAGUGAGGCUCAUAUGGCUGUACUACAUUCUUGCACUACAGUCUCAAUUCCUAAUUCAAAAACCUGAAAAAAAAAUGACACGAUUUGGUGGAAAAUUGGAGAACUUAGACACACCUUUGUCACGCCACGUGUCUGCGAGACGGAGAACACCCUCGCAAAGAUGGCAAUCAGCGCGUCGGAAGGCUCGUCUGAUGCGGUUUGGUUCUGGACGGGCUGGACUUCUUCAAGAUUCAACGGGUAGCGUCAUUAUUCAAGACGGGCAUCACGAUGACAGUAUUCAGAUGCAGUCCAUGAGUGAAGGGGCCACAGAAGAGCAGCCUGGGGUAUUUGAACAAGUUAUCAUGGCAUUCUACGCAAUAUUUCAACUUAUAAUUCAGUCAUCGUAUUUGGCUACAAAUAUUGUCAUGAUGGCUUGGAGUAUAACGUAUCACAGUUGGACAACAUUUGUUCUCCUAUUGUGGGCAAUAAUAUUAUGGAUGGUGCCAAACAAGCGAUCAUGGAUGAUGAAGUGUUCUCCUUUCAUCGUUAUGUAUGCAACUCUGCUACUAAUCACGCAAUUCAUAUUUAAUUUGAACCUAACUAAGGAUGAGCUACCAGAUAUGAUUUAUGAUGUUGAACUCUCGCAGAUUGGAUUUACUAAAACUGACCAAUUACAUAGUUGGCAUCUCCUUGUGAAGUGUCUUUAUACGACUAUGUUUUGGAUAACAAUGAGACAAUACAUGGUGGAACGAAAACAACAACGCCGAUCAUCUGCCUUAAGAGAUAUGGUAGCUCCUCUUCAUGUAUCUGUCUCGACAGCAACUACAGCGAUGCAACAAGAGAUGCCGGAGAUAAGAAGUAAAUUUAUGAAAGAUGUUGGAACAUUAAUUCAACGGAUACUAACGAAAUUUUGGAUUGCUGUUGUCGCUAUUAUGUUAUUCACCAGUGGUAUCACCGGUGAGCGCAUGACAGUAUUUAGAAUCAUUUAUAUGUCGCUGUUCCUUGUCUUCGUCAUCACUUUCCAGAUAUCAUGGUUUGCUUGGAGAAGAAUGAUGUAUGGAUUUUGGAUCACUGUUAUUGCAUACUCCGUCAUUAUGCUCAUCCUUGUCUAUACCUACCAAUUUCACAAAUUUGACGAUUAUUGGACAUACAUAAACGUUGAUAAAGACUUGCAGAAGGAUAUAGGCUUAGAAACAUAUCAGACGAAGGAUCUUUUUGUACGCCUACUAACACCUACGUUUUUUGUCAUAAUCACCGUCGUGCAGAUGCACUAUUUUCAUCAAGACUUUUUGAACGUGACAGAUAUUGAAAAGAUGAGGCCUGUAGCAGCCACAGACGUCAGCCAAAAUCAGACAAAUGAACCUCAAGCAGAGACCUCAGUUGCCGCUGCUGUAGGACAAAUACCAAGAUCAAUAUACACGCUGAAGCAGUUGAAACAAAUGUCAAAGAUGGAGAAAAAGGCACUUCUUCAACAAGUUCUAAAGCGCUUGCACAACUUCUAUAACCAUGUUUGGUUAUUCCUGGAAAUUCACAUGGAGAAAAUUAUAUUUUCUUCAAUGAUGCUGCUCUGCGUCAGUGAUGUAUGUGCAAUUCACUUCCUGUUUGUCCUUACAAUAGUGAUAGCGAUAAAUCUUCGACAGAGCAUACAGAUAGCUGCAAUCAAGGUAAUGACCGCGACUAUAGCAGUUCUGAUGGUCAUUAAAAUGCUCUAUCAAAUAGAAUACAUCAGCCACAACAGCUAUGAUAGGAAUUGUACAAACAACAUAUCUGCUAAUGACUCGCCACUUGCUUCGAACCAAACGAUCUAUAAUAUUGCAGAAUGGAUAGGAAUGAGGAAAGAGCUACCAAACAGGCUGCCUAUACUCUUGAAGGGAUACAUUGGCAUAAUAACUGUAACUACGUUUCGAGGAAUCAUUUUAGUGCGACAAAUGUUCUAUAGGCAGAUGAGAGGCCUCUCUUUGAAAACUCCACUGAUCAUGUUCCCAAGUAUCACAAGGAAAGACGCAGAUAUGGGAAUCAUUGAGUGUCUGAAGUUCUUGUUCAAUUACGGGUUUUAUAAAUUUGGCCUUGAAUUGUGUUUUAUAGCAAUUAUUGCUCUCAUCAGCACCAGACUUGACUUUUAUUCCGUACUCUACGCAGCCUGGCUGGGGUUUUUAUACUGCUUCCGCAGACCCACAUUGUCUAAAUUAUGGCCGAUUUUUCAGUGCUUUGGUAUUCUGAUCAUACCCAUACAAUAUUUCAUUGUAGUUGCUCCACCACCAUGGCUCUGCAUUAAAUACCCGUGGUAUGAAUCGGAGUUUCUUCGUGAUUUACAGGAGUGGAUGUUCUUUCCAGACCCAGACUUUCCACCAAAUUCAAAAAAACUUCUUUGUGACUUUUUUCUUCUACUCAUGAUCACACGUCAACGACUGGUCUUUUAUAUCGAGGCGUUGCAAAAAGAAACUGGUGAAGAAUAUUCAGCAGGUCAUAAUUACAGCGUGUAUAUGGAUAUGGAGAAACCACAUUUUAUUAAUCCUGUGGGAGAUUUUGUGUCACACGCUCAUACAUGGCUAGACGUCAUUAAGCGGGGGGUACUCUCCAGCUUGCUCUGGAUAUCACUGUCCAUCAUGUUCUUAGCUGGUACCAACAGAACCAAUCUCUUCUCGUUAGGAUACUUGGUUGGAGCAUUUGUGUUUCUCUGGCAGGGUAGUGAUUUCUAUCUUCGUCCGAUAAGAAUUAUCCUAAAAUGGUGGAACGUUUUGAUUGGUUAUAACAUCACAGUCAUUAUGCUAAAGACAGUGUUACAAGGGAUUGGAUGCAUAUACAUGGAAGAGCUCGAAGAUUCUGCUUGUUGGCUUGUUCAACUCCUGGGUAUUGCAUGCCUGAAGAAAUUCAAGAGUAACGUACCUGGAGGUUUUAUAGAUGACAAGUGUCGGGUACCAAGGGAGGAUAUUGGAAUGGUUUGGGAUGCAUUAUGCUUUGCAUUUCUGAUAAUGCAAAAGCGACUGUUCAAGAGCUAUUACUUCUUCCAUAUCGUAGAUGAGACCAAAGCAAUGAGCAUCCUAGCUUCUCGAGGUGCUGAACUCCUCGAAGAGUUACACGAAAAGAGAAUAGAAAAGCAAGACUCAAUGGAAAAAACAAUUUUGGAAAAACUUAAAUUCAAAAUGGACAAGAUCAAAGCGAGUCAAAAGAAAAUAAUGGGCCCUGUUUACAAAGAUCCAGUUUCCCAUCGUGCUGAUUUACUCUAUCCAGGAUCGCGACCAUUGUACAGACGUCGUCCUCCAACGACUAACAGAGAGGCCGUUAGAUCCGGUGACUACUACAUGUUUGACGAUAUGGAUGAUGACGAUGUCAGUGAAUUAGUUGCCGAUGAUGAAGAUAAGAAGGAAGAGAAAAAACAACGAAAGCGAGACCCACCUGGACGUAGAAUGACCAUUUCAGAGUUGGUGAACACUGUUUUAAAGACAGAUAUAGAGAUAGCAACGCAUGUCGCCUUGCACGGGGGAACGCCUCAAGAUGCCCUCCAAAUUCGACGGCGCAGUGAACCGAUGACCCGCAAGAAAUCAUCAAUGUCCUAUCUCAGUGCUCGCUCUGAAACAGAUACUGCUGCACCUGUUGAUGAUCGGGAUGAUGCUAGAAGUAUAGAUUCGGCAGACCAGGACGGAGCAGAAAGGGAGAUGAGGGCGGAUGAUCUGACAAGGACUUCUAUUCCCUCAGAGGAUGAAGAUGAGAACGUGGAAGACGAGAAGAAAAUUUCGAUUACCACAUACUUCAAGUUUGUCUGGGCGUUUAUCAACAGUGCCAUUGUGUCCAUGACAAAACACUUGAAUAUUUACUCACAGGACUAUCGGUACAUACGAAAGGUUUUGACCGAAGAAAAAAAGAACUUGAAGCAAAAACCCGACUUCAGAACCGGUACACGUUUGGGAAUCAGUCAAAUAUGGCAACCAAUAACUAAAACCCAACAAGCAUCUUCGACAUCAACGAUCGGCAACAACACUGAUGAAACAUCCGAAGAGGGCAGCCGACCUGUGGGCCAACCCCGUCGCCUCCAAGAUAGGAAAGAGAGCUCGCUGACGGUGCCGCACAUUCGUAUCCUGGCGCCUAGUUUGGAGCGAGGAUUAGAUAUGUCUUCCUCCUCCUCCAGUUCCAUCAUAUCCCAAACAACUAUAUCACAUCCAGAUGAAGGUCAGGCAGAAUUAUCUGAAAAGGAUCAACCACCGAUAAUCCAACUAUUGGUUUCAAUUUGGUUUGUGAUAUUAGCUCACUCUAACCUGAUGUGCUACUUCAUGGUGUUUCUUCAUCAGAUUAAGAAUGCUUCGAUUUUAUCGUUACCACUGCCAUUAAUGGUGUUUCUCUGGGGAACCCUGACAAUACCAAGGCCCUCAAAAACCUUUUGGGUUACUCUGAUUGCCUACACCGAGAUCGUCGUGAUCAUAAAAUGUGUAUUUCAAUUCGCGGUUCUCCCAUGGAACAACGAUGCCCCCACUAAUAAGCCCUUCCUUGCUCAGAGAAUAAUUGGCAUCGAGCGGAAAUCAAACUAUGCACUUUGGGACUUACUGAUACUGCUUAUCGUCUUCUUUCACAGACUGAUGCUGAAAUCUUUGGGACAAUGGAACACUUCAACGCCAAAGGCAAGAAAAGUGAUUCCUUCUCAUUUGCUGAUAGACACAACUCAGUCGCCAAUCGUGGGUGAUAGAGGACAAGGAGAACAAACUGUAGUCCGAACAGAAGAUGUUUUAAUUGAAGACAAUAAUCAGAUACGAAGAGAAAGUUUGAGAAGAUCAGGAGAUGAAAGAGAUCUUUCCUCGUUAGCUGGGGAUAAUGAUAGAACUCUCAUUAUACGCACAGAAGAAAUUGAUCCAUGUGAUGAAAAUUUAACCACUGCGAUUGGCAUGACUGCCAAAAAGUACGUAGAACCAAUGAAGAUAUAUUUCCAGAACAUACUGAACGCCAAUGGUAAAGAGAAGACCAAUGUAUAUGCGUACAUGUUCUUCUGUGAUUUCUUCAAUUUUCUCUUGAUUAUCUUUGGAUUUUCAGCAUUCGGAACUCAACAAGGAGAUGGUGGAGUAGCAGCAUAUCUAUCUGAGAACAGAGUUCCGAUGCCAUUCCUGCUGAUGCUGCUACUUCAGUUUGCACUUAUUGUAAUUGACCGAGCGCUCUUCUUACGGAAAUACAUUCUUGGAAAAUUGAUUUUCCAGUACUGUCUAGUUGUAGGCAUUCACAUAUGGAUGUUCUUCAUAUUGCCAAGUGUCACUGAGAGACAAUUCAACGAAAAGCUACCACCACAAAUUUGGUAUAUGGUGAAAUGUUUCUACCUGUUACUAGCAGCGUAUCAACUGCGUCUUGGCUAUCCUACUCGCAUACUUGGAAACUUUUUAUGUAAAAAGUACAGCAUCGUCAAUUAUUGUCUCUUCAAAUUAUUUAUGAUAGUUCCAUUUCUUUUUGAAUUACGAGCUGUCAUGGACUGGAUUUGGACUGAUACAUCAAUGACAAUCAUGGAUUGGUUUAAGAUGGAAGAUAUUUUCGCUAGCAUCUAUCAACUCAAGUGUAUGAGGGGUGUCGAAACAGAUUUUCCACAACCACGAGGUAUCAAGAAGCAGCAAAUGAGCAAGUAUUUGACUGGUGGGAUAGCCCUCUUUCUCAUGAUUGGCAUAAUUUGGUUCCCACUACUUCUAUUCGCUCUUGGAGGCACUGUUGGAGUGUCGAACAUACCCUACGAGGUAUCCAUGAAACUGCGCAUAGGCUCCUACGAACCGAUCUAUGCCAUGUCUGCGCAGAAUAGCUCCAUAACCACAUAUAGUGAUACAGAAUUCACUAAACUCCAGCAACUGUAUGCGACUGAUCGCAGUGCGGCAACAUUCCUUGAGAAUUAUAUUCACUCAGACGUGGCAGCAGUCAAGUUGGGUGCAUCAUCAAGACGGCUAUGGGCAAUUUCACCUCCUGAUUUGGACAGGCUGAAAGCAGAACUUAACUCGUCACUCACAGUCACGAUGCACGUUGAGUGGUCUGUGGCCAGGAAAACAGAUGUAAAAGAUGUUGGCGAAGUAGCGACUACGCUACGCGAUAUACAGUUACCGGCCACGAUUAACGGGCAGCCAAAUCGUCUGCGAUUGGCUUUGCUGAAGAUGCUCACAUUGCAAGACCAGACCACAGAUGGAAGCAGCGUUUCCUCAGAGAUAAUCACGUUGUUUAACGCUUUUCCAAAGUUCCUUAAAGUCACCAAUAGACUGACUGAUGUUGUGCCGCAGCUUAUGAAUUUUCCGGAAAUAGUUCGAGAAGAUGAAACCAACACCGACUAUUUGUAUCGAAAUGUAACGUUAAUGCUGUCAGGAAACUUCAAUUGUUGUGCUCCCCAAAAAUGGUGGAUAGUCAACGAGGACUGCACUGAUAUUAUAUACACGAAUCGCCUCAAAGAGAUUCCAGAAAACGAUUGUAAAAAUAUCAUGAUGCUUCUGUUCAAUGACAAAGCAUUCCCAAAGGAGCUCAGUUUCAUCUCUGGAGUUGGAAUCCUUGGCUUGUAUACGACAGCCGUCAUCCUCGUCAGUCAGAUGCUCAGAAGAAACGUGAGCGAAAUGGCACCCAAAAUAAUGUUUGAAGAUCUUCCAUAUGUUGAUCGCAUACUACGCCUCUGUCUGGAUAUUUACCUGGUGCGAGAAAGUGGGGAACUAUGUCUAGAGGAGGAUCUAUUCGCAAAGCUAAUAUUCCUCUACAGAUCGCCGGAGACAUUAAUCAGAUGGACACGUCCUCCAGAGCCUGGGGAACAAGCUGAUGACAAUGAGGACGGAAAUGCAGAGGAACGUGAAGAACAUGGCGGUAUGCAGGCUGCGUAAGGUGUAUCCCGAGAUACUCCGUCCACUGUUUGUCACUAUAUCCCUACAUAAAAGGUUAUAAAUGGGGGAAGCCAAGUAUGAAUCCACCCCAUCUAAUGCGCGAACCGACCACACUGUAUGUAGGCUGUUCCUAAGCACAUCACGUGUUAACAUCGUUAUGUACGCAGUGUUUGUAAAGUGGUCAAAAUUUUGUCAGGAAUUUCAAGUUUUCGAGAAGCAUCAUCUUCUGGGUCGUUUUAUCAUUAUAAUUGUACGUAAAAUGUUUACACGUGUGUGCUGCCAGAUUUUUUUACUAUACAGCCAUUGUUUUCACAAUCUUGUGGUCGCUUUAUGUGUGUAAGUAAUUACACAGUUUCUAAAGUUGCUGAAAUCAGUUAGAGCUACGCAAAAAGCAAAUCUACAGACAAAAUUCUCCAAAACUCAAAACGUACAAUUACAGUGUUAGAAACGUUAAAGUGAAGUAACAGCCUUCUUCGUUGUGUAGCGUCUGUUACGUGGCGUACCUACACGCGUAUAUCAAAAAUUUUAAUUUUAUCAGAAAAACGCACACCGAAUGGGUGAAUUUUUCGCAUUACUGGACCUGGCUAAUGAUUUUAACACAUCGCGUGCUCCUGCUUUCCCAUUCAUAUAGUUUAAGAUAUAAUAUAAUAUAUUAAAAUAAGAACGACGUUGGUCUGUGACGUGUUAUUUAUAAUUAAUAUCGUAAUACUGUCGAUUCGUUUUAUACAUUUAUAUUACUGAUUUUUUUUUUCAUCAAACUGCCAUGUCCUACCCCCAUGUGCUCUGUAAUAUUUAUAUACAUAACACGUAGGAAGCAUAUGUUUCCUCGUGAAUUCAUGAAUGUUUUAUCUUACUCACUAAAUAUUGCAGUCAUUACUUGGUCAUUUUACUUUAUCAGUGCCUUGUUAUGCGGGUUAUUUUUUACCGCAACAUAUUAUUGUAUGUACCGCAAUUACGCCUUCAUGCUUACCUCGUCGCGUCGUAGCGAUAUAAUGUUAAUUAUGUAUCAGCAUUUGUAAAUAUCAGGAUAUAUCAAUAUACAUGUUAUAUAAUA